GAUUCUCUCCUGUAGUUGGGGAGAGCGGAAGGGGUAAAGGGCGCGAUGUUACGUCACUUCCGGUAACCAUUUCACGCAGCCGGGGCGAUCAGGGCUCGGUGUAUUCUUGCCGCUGGUGCCGCCAUGACGGACCGUUACACCAUCCACAGCCAGCUAGAGCACCUGCAGUCCAAGUACAUCGGGACGGGCCAUGCCGACACCACGAAGUGGGAGUGGCUGGUGAACCAGCACCGGGACUCGUACUGCUCCUACAUGGGCCACUUCGACCUGCUCAACUACUUCGCCAUCGCCGAGAAUGAGAGCAAGGCGCGCGUGCGCUUCAACCUCAUGGAGAAGAUGCUGCAACCCUGCGGGCCGCCGGCCGACAAGCCCGACGAGUCCUAGCCUGCCUCGCUGGGCUCCCCGCCCUGGGGGCGGCCGCCGCCCGGCCCCGGGGAGGGGGGGAGCGGGGUCGGCGGAGGCCCUGACGCGCCGGGUGGUGGGCGCGCGUUGGCCGGAGCGAGCGGGAGGUGGGCGAAGACGCUUCCCUUUUUGUGGGGCGCGGUAGGUCGCUGAGUGAGACUCUGCUGAAAUCUCCUGCCUGUGGACUGUGAGAACGAGCCUGGCACUGCUGGAUUGCGAUUAUGCCCGUGGAGAGACCGUAGGAACUGCCCCUGUAACUGCCUCAGCACCGUGGGCAACACAUGUGCCUCCUGUCCUUCCGUGCUCGUGGUCCUUCUGUUUUCUUCUUACGUGGCAUCAAAGGACUCUCACAGGGAGCAGUUUUGUAAAAUGCCUGCUUUUGGACAGUUUCAUUUCUUUUAAUUGUGUAACUGUUUAGUUUUUUCUAAAUAUGGAAAAUAAAACUUACUGGGCAUUUCUAA
Molecule: messenger RNA, 863 nt
Organism: Dromaius novaehollandiae (emu)
Lineage: Eukaryota; Metazoa; Chordata; Aves; Casuariiformes; Dromaiidae
Gene: SF3B5
Product: splicing factor 3b subunit 5
Exons: 1
Coding region: 124-384 (86 amino acids)
Biological process (GO): mRNA splicing, via spliceosome
Cellular component (GO): U2 snRNP; precatalytic spliceosome
Source: RefSeq, a predicted model, not a curated record